ACAAUUGUCUAUCUUAUGAUCGAUCAUUUUAAAACGCCAACUUUUGCUUACUAAGCUGAAACGUUUCUUAAAUGGAAGUUUGUGCUUUCAUCUUUCAAAUAUUUUGAGUCUCCCAGCGUACUUAGUUUAAUGUUAUUUUCGUCGACAAUACCUUUAAAAAUUUGUUAAUUUUGUGAGUUUUUGUUUCACCUGAACGGAACUAAAAUGAAAAAAAAAGAUGGGAAUUGUGAUGAUAAAUUGAAAAUUAUGAAUAGAAACCGUGAAUAUUAUGUUUCUAAAAAGUUCAUUUGUUCAGUUGUGCCUUACUUUGAGAAAAUGUUUUGCAGUGAUUUGUUGGAAUCAAAGGAAAACAAAGUGGAGCUGGAUUUUGAUGAACAUGUCUUUGAUUCUAUCCUUAGUUGGAUUCACACAGAAUUAUUCAUCAUGCAAAUGGAUCAUGUGAUCCGCUUUUUUGACGCAGCUGAUUAUUUGAUGAUCAAUGAACGUCUUCAUGAACCCUGUUUGUCAUAUUUCCAUGCAAACUUCACCAUUGAAUAUCUUCCAACUGUUUUAUCUCAAGUUACAAAAGUUUCAAAGUUGAUUGAUUCAGGAUCAAUUGAAAACUUCAUCUGUCGCCACUUCUUGAAAAUCGCUAACACGAAUGUUUUCUUGGAUUACCCAGUUGAGACAAUUGAAGCUAUUCUAAAAUUAGAUUUGGUUGUUGACUCUGAAUAUCGAAUUUUCGAAUCAAUCAUGAAAUGGAUAAAUAAGAAAGCAGAUUUUAGAAAACGAUUACUUCCACAGCUAUUGAAAUGUAUUCGUUGGUCUUUCAUGGAUCCUAAAGAUUUACUUAAAUUAAAGAAUAACGAAUUAAUCAAGUCUUUGAAUAAUAUCGACUCAAUUAUCUCGUCUUGUGUUAAAUCUGAUAUUAAUCGUAGUAAACAAAACUUCUUCAUUUCUAUUCAUCGGAUAGAUGAUUCAAGAUUAAGAAUAAAUGUUUUUGAUAGUGAAUUAUUUUGUUUACCGAUUGGUGAUUUCACCCUAGAUGAUAAAAUGUCACUUGAUUUCGUUCACGGAGAACACAUUUCAGAUAUUUUAUUUGAUUCUGGAAGAGAAGGAAUUCGAAUUGAUUGGUCCAAAAAGACAUUUCGAUGGCUCGACUUCAAAGUUGCUGGUAAAAAUUAUUAUAAUCAGAUUAAUGAGUCGAUUGUGAAGUUUUCAGCUGAUCUUAGGUUUCAUGACCGUUAUUUAGAAGACAAAAAUACAAAAUUGCCUUCAUCAAUUUCCUGGGAUGAGAUCGUGUUUCUUGAAGCUAAUGCUAACAAUAAUUUCAUACUGAUUGGUAAAACUAAAGACGAGAAGAAGUGGUUUGGUCUUUUCCCAGUUAUACAUGAAAGUUGGUUCAAUAAUUUUAAAAAUUAUGGGCACUCUUUUCAAGCCACUGUUUUGGACGAUGUUGUUUAUAUAUUGACAAAGGAUCAGGAAUUUAUCCAGUUUAAUUAUGAAACUAAAUGCUUCAAUAAGAGUGAACCAUUCAAAGACGAAAAAUUAGAUUUCAAUGAUUUAAUCUUGACUUCUCAACAAACAGGAGAUGAUAAAGUAAUUCUGGUUAAUAAAACGUCAAGAAAAAUUUCCUUUUUCUGUGUUAAUCAGAAGAAAUGGAUUGAGAAAUAUCGAAUUAUGAAUGUAAAUACAUGUCCUGAAAGCUCUUCUGUUAACAGAUUAAUCGCAUUCACUUCAACAUUUCUAUCCUUGAAAAAUAUAAAUCCUCUGUAUAAUCAGAACUUUUCUUAACUUUGCACCUUGUUUGUUUCGUUUUUGUUAAGCAAUAAUGAACGGUUGAAUAAUCAGACAAGGUCUGAUUGCUUUCUGAUAACUUGAAACUAUUAACUAUUAAAUUUGAGACUAAUAUAUAGUCAUUUAUGUUAAUUCAUGCAUUUAAUUUAAAUCAUCAGACAGUGUAUUGACAUCCUCGCUUAAUUCAAUCGAACUCUAUCAUUAAAAUGCAUCCACAAGUACCGCAACCUACGUA
Tetranychus urticae (two-spotted spider mite) is the source of this 2011-nucleotide messenger RNA. RefSeq lists its product as uncharacterized. Lineage: Eukaryota; Metazoa; Arthropoda; Arachnida; Trombidiformes; Tetranychidae. Gene Ontology annotation, molecular function: protein binding. The record is from RefSeq and is a predicted model, not a curated record.